Molecule: messenger RNA, 2099 nt
Organism: Carassius carassius (crucian carp)
Lineage: Eukaryota; Metazoa; Chordata; Actinopteri; Cypriniformes; Cyprinidae
Exons: 5
Coding region: 146-2059 (637 amino acids)
Biological process (GO): protein dephosphorylation; negative regulation of MAPK cascade
Cellular component (GO): cytoplasm
Molecular function (GO): protein tyrosine/serine/threonine phosphatase activity; MAP kinase phosphatase activity
Source: RefSeq, a predicted model, not a curated record
AAGUCUGCGAAAACUAACCUAGCAACACUUUUACAAACGCCUGUCCAUAUAGAUCGAGAUAUAUUUAAUCUGUACAGACAGUGUGUAUCAGAUAGCGUUACAGUUCAAACUGACAUUACCAGAUACGGAUUACUUAUCUGUCAGUAUGAGAACCACAGACACAAUGUCCACAGACAUGAGAGAGGUGCUCCUGGAGGUGUACGUCAAUAACGCCUUCUACUUCGGUGACAGCUACUGGGCAUCAGAUGAUAAAGAUGUGCAGCUGGAGUUUGAGAUCACCGAUGACAUCUACGACCUUAUCAGCAGUGCAUCUCGAGAGUUAGAUGUGCAGCUGGAGGUUGUGACAGUGGAUCAUGUCUCAGGCAGAUACUGCAGUCCAGGAGAGAUGCGUGUGCAGCUGGAGGUUAAUGCUAGUGACAACAUCUCAGUCUGUGAAGUGAAAGAUUUGCAGCUGGAGAUGAACAGGAACGACAGCAUCUCAGAGCUGAAGAGUCCUACGCUGGUCUCUGAAGAUCUGAGCGACCCAGCAGGACCUUCAGUGGAAGAGGCCAAUGAUCAGGGUGUCCUGGAUGCUGAGAACAGUCCAACAGGACUCACUGUUGGGGAGAUAACGAAGAAAAUGGGGGCAAUCUUCCAGCAAAUUUGGGCAGUUUUCCAGACAAAAAUGCCAGAAACUGUUGGGCAACCUGAAGUGGAUCUUCUCGAUCCAAAGGAAUCAUUUGUUCAAGAUCUAAGUGCUCCCAAGCCAGAACCUGAAUUGGAUCUGUUAGAUACAGAGCAAUCGUGUAUCCCUGAACCUGAAGUGGAUCUUGUUGUUCCUUCUGAACCUAAACUGCAUCUGGUUGAUUCAGAAGAAUCAUGUGCCAGCCCAAAAGAAACUACCAAAGCCAUGAAGAAUAAGAAGGUUCGUGGCUUCGUUGUAACCAAGAGAGUAGAAUAUGCUACAGUGAGCAAUAUGAAAAAAACCUUCCUCCAGAACGACAGAUCGAACUCAGCAUGGCCUGAGAUGGAUCUGAAUGUUCGUGAACCAAAACCUAUUGAGGAUUUGGUUGCUCCUCCUAAAUGGGAUCUGGUUGAUGCAGUGGAACUGUACACUUCAAGUCCUAGCGUUCCUGAGCCGGACUCUGAGGAGGAUCUGGAUGAUCCUCUUGAACGUGAAUGGGAUAAGGACUCGAUGGAAUUAUAUGCCCCGGGUUCAAGUGUCCCUGAGCCAGACCCUGAAGAGGAUCUGGUUGAUUCAGUGGAAAUGUACCUCCCAGGUCCAAGCGUUCUCAAGCCACGACCUGAAUGGGAUCUGGCUACUCCAGUGGAUUUAAGUGCACCAAGUCCAAGCGUUCUUGAGCCAGAGUCUACAGUGUUAUCUGAACUUGCAAGUUUGGAAAACUACGUCCCUUUAACCAUGCUCCAACUAGAGGAUCGUUUGAAGCAGUGUACACUGCUCAAACAAAGACAUGUCACCAAUGUCUGGCCCAGGGUCUUCAUCGGAGACGAAGAGACCGCAACAGACCGAGAUAUGCUGCAGGAGAUGUGCAUCACUCACAUUCUGAACGCUGCAGCGCCCAAAAAGGACUUGAACUACUUCUUGGGAACAUCUUAUGUUGAAGAUCUAGAAGGAACAGUCAAUACAGGGUCCAGAUAUUACAGAGGCUUGCACAUCAAUUAUUACAGCUUGCCUACAAUGGACAGACACUGUUCUGACAUCAGCAAGUGCUUCAUGCCAGCUGCAAAAUUCAUUGACAAGGCCGUGAAUAAGCCAGGGAGUAAGGUGUUGAUUUGCUGCAAGCAGGGUGUUGACCACUCUGCGACUCUGUUUCUGGCAUAUCUGAUGAUCUGCCAUGACAUGAUGGUGGAGGAUGCCAUUGAUCACGUCAUAAAGUCGAGACGCAUCCAGCCCUCCAGAGACUUCCUGAAGAAGCUGAUGCUCCUCAAUGCUGACCUUGUGAACAAGCGAAAACUAAAGCUAGAGGACAUAAAAAAAGGCAAAAAGAGGAGAAAAUGGCAGCUAAAAAAAAAGUGUAGAAAUAUACUAAAAGAUAUAAAAGAAAAUGUGCACAUAUAGAUAUGUGAAUAAAAUUAAUGGAUAAUGUCCUGAUAAUGAA